Messenger RNA from Syzygium oleosum, 1454 nucleotides. Its product is annotated as MADS-box protein AGL42-like. Gene Ontology annotation, cellular component: nucleus. Gene Ontology annotation, molecular function: RNA polymerase II cis-regulatory region sequence-specific DNA binding; protein dimerization activity; DNA-binding transcription factor activity, RNA polymerase II-specific. Lineage: Eukaryota; Viridiplantae; Streptophyta; Magnoliopsida; Myrtales; Myrtaceae. Gene Ontology annotation, biological process: positive regulation of transcription by RNA polymerase II. The record is from RefSeq and is a predicted model, not a curated record. The coding region runs from base 629 to 1258 and encodes 209 amino acids. The transcript is spliced from 8 exons.
CUCUCUCUCCCUCUCUCUCUGUAUCUCUAUCUUUACUUUAUUUUUCUUAAUUUUGCCAAAAAAAGAUAACCCAUCUGCUUCUUUGAAUCUUCUUUACCAAAUCAACCAUGCCGUUUCGGUCGAACUAGAAUACUUCGUUUUCCUCCUUCUUUCUUUCCUUUUUUGUUUGUAUUUCCUUUUUAUGGAUGGGUACAUCACACCAUAUAUAUUUUCCCUGACUCACUGACUAGAACAUCGUUGAAUUUGGAAUCCUUUUAUGUUUGUGGCCACAAAAUAGUUAGAGAGAUCUAUCAACUGCCAGUAGAUCCUUUGCGUUGAUUCUACUUUCUUUGUUUUCUUGUCUUGGCCCUCUCAUCCCUCUCUAGGGUUUCUGAUUUUGUGACAAAGAGAAGAGAAUACGCUGGGCAAAUCUAUAAUUCUCCGACCAUUGACUUUGUCAAGUCUCUAUCCUGUGGUUUUCGCUUGUGUUCGAAUGAUGAUAUAGUCCAUUUCUGUUUGAUCAAAAAGUGUGAUUAGUGUUGCAGUGUUUUUAGCUUCUCAAGUACUUCGGUCUAGUCAAUAGGAGGAGGAUAAAAAGAUAAAUCUUCAGCUGGUUGAAGCUGCACAAAGUCCCUGGGAGAAUUUAAUCAUGGCUAGAGGAAAAAUUCAGAUGAGGCGAAUUGAGAACGCAACGAGCCGGCAGGUCACCUUCUCGAAGCGCCGGACCGGGCUGCUGAAGAAAGCUCACGAGCUCUCGGUCCUCUGCGAUGCUGAAGUUGCCCUGAUCAUCUUUUCGCAGAAAGGAAAGCUUUAUGAGUUCUCGAGCAAUUCCGAAAUCCGAAAGACAAUUGAUCGAUACCGUAAAUCUGCAAAUGAUGCGGAUACAUACCAGGCCAAAAUGGAACAACAUAUUCUGCAUCUGAAGCAUGAAACCAUGGAUAUGGAGAGGAAGAUUGAGCUUCUUGAAGUUUCUCUACGGAAGCUAUCAGGACAAUGUCUUGGAUCUUGUUUGAUCGACGAAAUCCAAAUGAUAGGGGAUCAGCUCGAGCGAAGUUUGAGCAGCGUUAGGGCGAGAAAGGCUCAAUUAUUCAACGAUCAGAUACAGCAGUUACAAGCAAAGGAGAGGUCUCUGAAGGAAGAGAAUGCAAAGCUUCUUGCAAAGUGCCAUGAAAAUCCUUGGCAAUCAACAGCUCAUCCGAGAGCAGCAGCAUUACAUAGCCGGAGCAGCCAGAGUGCAGAUGUUGAGACCGGGUUGUCCAUCGGAUUGCCGGAGAGUUAAACCGAUUCGCCAUCACCCAACACAAGUCUAAAAAUACCUGUUCAAUAGAAUAUAAUAAGAAUCACCGCAAUGUUGUUCAGUGAUAUCUUUACUUAGCUGAAUUCUCCCUAGUGCUGUCACGACAACAUAGACAUGGGAUUCAUGGUAGUCAUUUCAAAAAUCUGCGAGUAAGAAUAGCAUAGGCAAAGGAUGAUCA